CAAAACCACUUUGACAUGAUGCUUUUCAAUUCUCAGACAGUAGAGAUGAGAGUCCAUAUGGACUGCCCCGGAUGUGAGAGCAAGGUUAGAAAUGCCCUUCAAAAGCUAAAAGGUGUGGACAACGUUGAUAUAGACAUGGCCAUGCAGAAGGUGACGAUCACCGGAUGGGCUGACCAGAAGAAGGUUCUCAAGACAGUCCGGAAGACUGGUCGUAGGGCUGAGCUCUGGCAGUUCCCCUACAGCGCAGACCACAAUAACUUCAGUACAGAUCAAUAUUAUAAUCAGCAGUGCAAUGGCCCACUCAACGACUAUGCACCUCAGCCUUCAUCAUGGUACAACUACUACAAGCAUGGCUACGAUGGCCCUUCUCAUGGCUAUUCUCAAAAUCCUGCAAAUUCCACUAGUGCUUAUGGCUAUCAAACCACUGCUGCCUUUAGUGAUGAGAAUCCUCAUGCUUGUUCUAUAAUAUGA
Molecule: messenger RNA, 471 nt
Organism: Prunus mume (Japanese apricot)
Lineage: Eukaryota; Viridiplantae; Streptophyta; Magnoliopsida; Rosales; Rosaceae
Source: RefSeq, a predicted model, not a curated record